Molecule: messenger RNA, 4377 nt
Organism: Frieseomelitta varia
Lineage: Eukaryota; Metazoa; Arthropoda; Insecta; Hymenoptera; Apidae
Gene: Pde6
Product: cGMP-specific 3',5'-cyclic phosphodiesterase-like
Exons: 14
Coding region: 659-3871 (1070 amino acids)
Biological process (GO): signal transduction
Molecular function (GO): protein binding; 3',5'-cyclic-nucleotide phosphodiesterase activity
Source: RefSeq, a predicted model, not a curated record
UCGUUCGAUCGAGGGAGAGACACGUUAACUUUGGAAGAUCGUUCCGCGAUGGUUCUUUGCCAAGUUGUUAUUAAGGAUCGAAGAGGACGGCCGGAUGCACAAACGAUUAACUCUCGGCCGAGUGCGGAUUCACGGAUGCAGGGAAAAAACCGACGGUGCGCAGUUAAAGGACGUUGUUGAAGAGGAUGAACUGUCAGAGAAGGCGUCAGCGUGGCCUGGUAGCUCGUCGAUCUCCUCCACAGUGACAAUAAUAAUAAACGCUGUCGCGAUUCAACGCGACAAAAAAGUCAACAGUUCGACGAUCGAGUUCCACGAGCGAGAUUUAUUAAAAGUUAUUGCAAUUAAACAGAGGGACACUCCUCGACGAAAAAUCUGUCUGCAAAUGUUACGUAAGAGAGAUGAGGAUAGAAUCUACGUUUUGGGAAAGUUUCAUCAGGAGGAUCUCAGAGGGGAAUUGUUGAUCAUGCGCGGGCUCGGUAUGUCUGAGACUUGGCGACGUGGCCCGGAGAGCCCGUAAAGUUUAACAAAGCGAAAGGGUUACAAUGCGAAGUGUCCUCUCACCUCGUUCUCCCGAGGGGCCCGCGUGUUAAAGCCUUGCCGGCGUAGCUGCCGGAGACCAUCGUGCGCUCAAUGCUAAUUAAUUCAGGCGUAAGAUGAUAUGGAGUCUGAAGACGAAGUGGACGAAGAGCUGCCGGAGGUGAAACGCACACAGGUAAAUCGGAAUGACAACGUAGAGGGGUUCGAGACAAUGAAAAUUUCAACGAAACCAAUGUCGUCGAAGACGGCCGAGCGAAGCGAGUGCAACCUGGUGCGCUCGCCGAAUCCCGAAGAACCGGAGCCGGCUGUCCCGUGGAAGGACCCUGGCAAAGCAAAGACGCAGGAAGAAUCAAAAUUACCUAUAAGUACCAUCAUCAAGACUGACGCGAAAGACAGUGAGAUUGUUUUGAAGGACAGACUAUGCAGAAGCAAGAGGAUCACCUGCCAGGACACGAUACACGAGUACGACGAGGACGAUGGCCUCACUAUGGAAAAAGUUGGCAGAUACCUCGAAGCGCAUCCGGACGCAGCGGAGGCCUGGUUUCGCGAGAACGCGAGCCCCGAGCUUCGUCAACGAAUUCAAGGCACGGCCGUGGCUCAGGCCAAGUCAACGUCGAAGAACGUGCACCAAGAGGAGAGCCUUCUGAGCCGAAGCAAACGGAACAGCGUCACCUCUGACCUGUUCCAGAGUUGGCUGGCCUCCAGUUCGCCGGCGAAGCGCAGUAAAAGCCCCAGCAGGAGUUACAGCUCGUUGAUGGGACGAAGAGAGGAGCUCAACAGGUUGGACGAAAGUGAUUUGUUCAUGGAGUUGAUCAGGGAUGUGGCGAACGAGCUGGAUAUCAACGUUCUUUGCCAUAAGAUCCUGGUGAACGUCGGCCUGCUCACGCAUGCCGAUCGUGGGAGCCUCUUCCUGGCCAAGGGACCUCUGGAGGAUAGAUAUCUGGUUGCAAAAUUGUUCGACGUGACGCAGGACACUGAGUUGGAGGAGGCUGUUCAGAGGGCCAAGAACGAAGAGAUUAAGAUCCCCUUUGGAGUUGGGAUCGCUGGCUACGUGGCUCAAACUAAGGAGAUCAUCAACAUCAAGGACGCUUACAAGGACCCAAGGUUCAAUAGUUCCAUCGACAUGAGAACGGGUUACAAGACAACGUUGAUUCUAUCUAUGCCUAUCUGCAAUUACGAGGGAGACGUGAUUGGAGUUGCUCAAAUUAUAAAUAAAACUAAUGGUAGCAAUGAAUUUACUGACAGAGACGUCGAGGUGUUCCAGAGGUACCUGACGUUUUGCGGAAUCGGGAUACAAAAUGCACAACUGUUCGAACUAUCGGUGCAAGAGUAUCGACGAAACCAGAUCCUGUUGAAUCUGGCGAGAAACAUAUUCGAGGAACAGAACAAUCUCGAGUGUCUUGUCACGAAGAUAAUGACCGAAGCGAAGGAGCUUCUAAAAUGCGAAAGAUGCGCGGUGUAUCUUCUAGAUCUCGACUGCGGCGAGGCAGGACACCUCGAAAAGAUCGUCGAACGUCCGGGAAAGUCGACGCAAGAAACCCGGAAACCGCUGUCGAGGAGAGAGAGUAACAACAUCGAGAUGGAGGAUAUAUUCCAACAGCACGCACUGAACGACACGAAUAAAUUCACUAUGAUCUUCGAGAUGGACAACGAAACUCAGGAAGCUAAAGUCUAUAGACCUAGCGGAAGCGAUCUAUCGAAUCCCUUGGGCCAGAUCGCAAGAUAUGUCGCUGCCACUGGUCAAAUACUGAAUAUUGGAGAUGUGACCACGUGGCUGAAGAAGGAUGUCGUUCAGGCCGGAAGUGGGCCCAUCAAAAGCAUCCUCUGUAUGCCGAUAGUUAAUGGACAGAGGACCGUGAUCGGCGUUGCUCAGUUAAUCAAUAAGGACAACGGAACGUCGUUCACGGACUCGGACGUGUCGAUCUUCGAGGCGUUCGCGAUUUUCUGCGGCCUUGGGAUCCACAAUACCCAAAUGUACGAGUCAGCUUGCAAGCUAAUGGCCAAGCAGAAGGUGGCCCUCGAGUGCCUGAGCUACCACGCGACAGCCAGCAACGACGACACGCUGAGAUUGACCACUGAACCGAUACCGUCCGCGGAAUCCUACAAUCUGUACAGUUUCACCUUCAUCGACUUCGAUCUGACCGACGAGGACACAUGCCGAGCGACUAUACGAAUGUUCAAACAAUGCGACCUGAUACAAAAGUUUCACAUCCCGUACGAGGUGUUCUGCAGGUGGAUCCUCAGCGUGAAGAAAAACUACAGGCCGGUCAAGUACCAUAAUUGGAGGCACGCGUUGAACGUCGCCCAGACAAUGUUCGCCAUGUUGAAAACCGGCAAGAUGGAGCAGUUUAUGACCGACCUUGAAAUUCUUGGACUAUUGGUCGCCUGUUUGUGUCACGACCUAGACCAUCGUGGGACGAACAACGCGUUUCAAAUGAAGACUGAGUCGCCACUGGCUAUCCUCUACUCGACGAGCACCAUGGAACAUCAUCAUUUCGACCAGUGUGUCAUGAUACUGAAUUCGGACAGCAACAACAUCUUCCAGAAUCUGUCGAUGGAGGACUAUAGGAAGGUGAUGAAGGUGGUGGAAAGUGCGAUACUCUCUACCGAUCUGGCGGUUUAUUUUAAGAAGAAGAACAAAUUCAUGGAAUUGAUCGACGAGGGAGAGUUCGACUGGCAGAGCGAGGAGAAGAAAGAACUGCUAUGCGGAAUGAUGAUGACGGCGUGCGACGUGAGCGCGAUAGCGAAGCCAUGGGAGGUGCAACACCGCGUAGCCAAGCUGGUCGCCGACGAGUUCUUCGACCAGGGCGACCUGGAACGUCUCCAGUUAAACCAACAGCCGGUGGCGAUGAUGGACCGUGAGAGGAAGGACGAGCUACCCCAAAUGCAGGUCGGUUUCAUCGACGUUAUCUGCCUGCCUCUGUACAAGGUGCUCUCGGACACGUUCCCAUGGAUCAUGCCUCUCUACGAAGGCACCAUGGAGAACAAGAAACACUGGCAAGACCUGGCCGAGAAGGUCGAGAUGGGCCUGACCUGGAUCGAUCGCGACACGAUCGACGAGCCGGUCGAGGAGUUCGUCUCGUACGAGCCCAAGGACAUCGAGUUCACUGUCACAACGUUGAACUGCGCCCACGUGGACAGAAAGGAGGCUGCUGAGAAAUCGGCGUUGGGCAGGUUCGCCUCGCUGAGGAAAGGAGGCCGCACGCUGACCAAAGGUGUCAGACACCGAAUCAGCAGGUCGCUGUACGCUAGGAGCACGCCGGAGGACGCCGCCAAGUCCAAGGCGUUGAUCCCUGACAGAAAGAGCCGGAACAAGUUGUGCUUGCUCAUUUGACGGUUCACGUCCACCACGCUUGAGAGCAUACCGGAAUGAUGAACGAGAAACGGGGAACGUGUUUGCCAACAGCAAUGACAAUUUUGUUCGAAGACUGGCUCCGGUGGAUCUUGACAGUCUAACCGGAUGGCUUCACUUCGGCUAGGUUGAAAACUAGUCACGUCUGCGAGGAGGAUUACUACCUUGGCGUUGCCGGUGUGGUAAUCGAGAUUGUUAAUAGAGAAUCUACGGGAGGAUCGUAGAGUGUACAAUUCGUCGAGAGAGCGGAGAGAACCAAGGUUCUGAAAGAAAACAGAAAGACUUUUGGAAAAUCAUUGGCGAAACGAAACGGAAGUUUCGCAGCUAGUGAUUGCAUCUGUGAUUGCUCUCUCCGUCUGCCUCGAAAAAUCAAAACCUUACCCCAGAGUAAACAUGGAAUUGAAACUUCCUUGGGCUGAAAUAGGAAAUAUUUCAGGAUCAUCGAGAAAGAGAGAGAGAGAGAGAGAGAGAGAGAGAGAGAGAGAGAG